CCGACUUCUUGAGAUUCUUCCUGGGUUUUCAAUCUCAGCUUUAUUUAGUAUCCUGCCGUCCCUACGCUCUCCAACAUCUCAACCGCACAGUCGACAGGGCCCUUCUGAACACCCCCAGGUAGUGAUAGAGGCCAUGGCCGCCGAGGUGCAACUGCCCCUGCAGGUGUCGACCGGCACUCCGCCGAAGGGCCAGAAGGGCGAACGGAUCAGCGGCGAGCGACGCCAAAACAAACGGCUGGUCGACCGAAACGGUCAACGACAAGCUCGAGAUCGCACCAAGAACAAGAUCGCCGAUUUGGAGUCUCAAGUGGCACAUUUGAUGAGCCAGUCCGGUAACGAGGUCUGUCGCGAGCUGAGGGAACAGCUCGAGAGCGCCCGCACCGAGUACCGCUCGCUCAAACGCAAGCUCGCAACGAUAUAUUCGCUGGCCCAGAUCAACCUGGACGAGGAGUCUGAGGCCCGUCCUGACAUGGCGGAGAAGGAACGGGCUGAUAUCUCUCUAUCCUUUGCUCAGCCCAAUCCGCACAAAGCGUCCCCGGUGGUCGUGGGCGAUCCCCAGAUCCAAGCUCUCGGCGAAUCUGACCCUCAGCCGCGCGGGCCUGUAUAUGGCAUCCACGGUGAGGCUGAAUUCGGGUUUCCUCUCGAUGAUAGCCUCAAUUCGGACUUUUCGGGUACUAUAUUCGAUGGACGGACCUUCAAUCCGAUAGGGUCAGGGCCUACACCACCUGAGAAGGUUGAAAUGGUCGUCUCCCACGCCAGUAGCACGAUCACUUUCAUGCCUAUUUCGUUUCCUGAACGUGGGCCCUCGUGCACGUGUUUCUCCAACUCCCGUCCUCACGACCAGGCCAACAUGUGGGCGUUUGUGAGCCAGAUGUUGAAUUGGGGGCAGACGCAAAGCCGGCUCGAGUCCAACAAUGAUGACACUGCCGACGACGUUGCCGUCCGCGCUGUCACAACAGGCUGGGAUAAAUUGCCCGGGGGCAACUUAAGCACCUCGUGGCAAUGCUUGCGGGAGGUCGACAAAAAAGUAUGGGUAUGGUCUCGCGAAGUUAAUCGGUCUCGCGAAGUUAAUCGCCUCGCCAUUCUCUGCAUCAUGGAUUUGCUGCUCCAGUACCACAUCAAUCCCACAGAGGCUAAUAGGUCGAGGGUACCUACAUGGUAUCUUCCAAGGUAAACACCCGCGUCUCUACUCCACUUCCUCGUUUCCUGCUUGUGGCGACGACGUUAACCAGCACUAGGCCGUCGCAAAUGGCCAAGAAACAUGCCUAUGCCAUAGAUUUCUUCGUUUGGUAGGUGACCGCCCGGCUUCAACAAGACCAUCAUUCUCUGAUCUCUCCUUUCCCAGGCCGGGCAUCCGCGAGCGAUUGAUCCUCUGUUAUCACAAGUACUGUUCCGACGAGUUCUGGUCACUUCUGGCGAAACAUUUUCACUUCGUUUGGCCUUAUAAUCUCAGCGAUUGCUAUGUGCGCGAUCAAUCGACGAAUAAAUAUCGGUUAUCGGAGGCAUUCCGCAUGCAACUCCAUGAUCUCAAAUCGUUCACCUUUGAUGUCGGCAUGUUUUCGACCUACCCGGAAUUUGAUGGCGACGUAACUGUAGGCUCACUCGGGGCUGAACAGAAUGUGGGAAGCUUCUCGCGAUGGAGAUAGAUCCCGGUCCAGCGUCUAGGCGCAGAUAUAUUGUACAAGGGAGUUUGAUAGUGCUGCUGGACCGUUGCUUAUACGAUAUCCUCUAGAUUGCAACUAGACUAGUCGCUAUUCUGAGUUUAUUGGUGCCGGAUGAGUCCUCCCAAACCAAAGCGAGCGGUGCACAAGAAUCGUUGUCGAGGUAGUAGGGUGGAGG
Cladophialophora immunda is the source of this 1839-nucleotide messenger RNA. RefSeq lists its product as hypothetical. The coding region runs from base 134 to 1174 and encodes 346 amino acids. The record is from RefSeq and is a predicted model, not a curated record. Lineage: Eukaryota; Fungi; Ascomycota; Eurotiomycetes; Chaetothyriales; Herpotrichiellaceae. The transcript has 3 exons.